Messenger RNA from Cebus imitator (Panamanian white-faced capuchin), 1089 nucleotides. RefSeq names its product dehydrodolichyl diphosphate synthase complex subunit DHDDS-like. Gene Ontology annotation, biological process: polyprenol biosynthetic process. Gene Ontology annotation, molecular function: ditrans,polycis-polyprenyl diphosphate synthase [(2E,6E)-farnesyl diphosphate specific] activity. The record is from RefSeq and is a predicted model, not a curated record. Gene Ontology annotation, cellular component: dehydrodolichyl diphosphate synthase complex; endoplasmic reticulum. Lineage: Eukaryota; Metazoa; Chordata; Mammalia; Primates; Cebidae.
GAAGCAGUGGGGAUGCGCCCAGCUCAGCGAACACGGUGGAGAUUACCAGGCUGGUGUUUGGUUGUUCUGGGGUGAUCUUCCGAUUGGAAAAGAACUAUGUCAUGGAUCAAGGAAGGAGAGCUAUCACUAUGGGAGUGGUUCUGUACCAGCAUCAUAAAGGCAGGCCCAGUGCCGAAACACAUUGCACUAAUAAUGGAAGGGAACCGUCACUAUGCCAAGAAGUGCCAGGUAGAGUGGCAGGAAGGCCACUCACAGGGCUUCAGCAAGCUAGCUAAGACCCUGGGAUGGUGUUUGAACCCGGGCAUCCUAGAGGUUACAGUCUAUGCAUUCAGCAUUGAGAGCUUCAAACUCUCCAAGAGUAAGGUAGACGAGCUUAUGGAUCUGGCCCGGCAGAAGUUCAGCUGCUUGAUGGAAGAAAACGAGAAACUGCAGAAGCAUGAGUUGUGUAUCUGGGUCCUGGGCAGUCUGCGCUUGUUACCCUUGCAUCUCCAGGAGCUGAUUGCACAAGCUGUACAGGCCACCAAGAGCUGCAACAAGUGUUUCCUGAAUGUCUGUUUAGGAUACACAUCAUGUCAUGAGAUCAGCAAGGCUGUGAGAGAGAUGGCCUGGGUGGAGCAAGGUCUGUUGGAUCCCAGUGAUAUCUCUGAUGAGUCCCUGCUUGAUAACUGCCUCUAUACCAACCACUCUCCUCAUCCUGACAUCUUGAUGCAGACUUCUGGAGAAUUGCCACCGAGUGACUUCGUGUUAUGGCAGACCUCUUACUCCUGCCUGGUGUUCCCGCACAUUCUGUGGCCAGAAUACACAUUUUGGAACUUCUUCGAGGCCAUCCAGAUGGGCCAUAGCAUGCUUCAGAAGCCCCGAGACAAGUAUGCAGAGGAGCGGGAGAGGCAGCAGCUGGAGAGGGACCAGGCUGCAGUGACAGAGCUGCUGCUGCGAGAGGGGCUCCAAGGCAGUGGGGACACCCAGCUCCGAAGGGCAUGCUUGCGCAAACUCUCGACCAGACGAGAAGACCAAGUCCAAGGCUUCCUGCAGGCCUCGGAAUUCAAGCGAGCUGACUGGCUGGCAUGUCUGGGCACUGCAUCAGCCUGA